AUGAGGAGGGCUACGCAGCUUCUAAUCAGCGCGUCCGUGCCUAAAUACGUGCCUCGAACAAGCAUCGCUGGUCAUGCAUUACGCUUGGCAUCACGAAACAGACAUGCAUCAACAGGAUCCAACAUCAACACGCAACCACCACCGCCGCCAGCGUCUCAAAAUGUUGGAAUCAGUAUUCUACAGAUGACACUAUCGCUAAUAUUAGGUGCUGCUGGUGGCUCACUGCUACUCUACCAAAACCGUGACACUAUAUUCGCUGGAAUGAAGAGUAAUGCUGAUUUCUCCAAACCAAAGGUCUAUGGUGGUAGAAGGGAGUUUGAUGCGGCGCUGGAGAAGAUUAAGAAGAUUGUUCCUCAUGAUGACAUUGACCUGGACGAGCACCAACUAAAAGACCACGGCGAAUCAAAAUGGUCCUACCACAAUCUCGGAUUACCAGAUGUCGUCGUAUCGCCAACAACAAUCGACCAAGUCUCUCAGAUUAUUAAAAUUGCGUCCGAGUACAGGAUACCCGUCAUUCCAUACGGAGGCGGUACAUCUCUAGAGGGCCAUUACACUGCACCACAAGGCGGUAUCUGUUUAGACAUGGUGCAUUUCGACAAGAUCGAGUUACAUGAAGAGGAUAUGGAUGUUGUUGUUGGGCCUGGUGUUGGGUGGGAGUACUUGAAUGAGGUGCUGAAACCAAGUGGGGUGUUUUUCCCCACUGAUCCUGGUCCGGGUGCCAAGAUUGGUGGAAUGAUUGCUGUUGGGUGCAGUGGAACGAAUGCAGUGAGAUAUGGAACAGUCAGAGACUGGGUUUUGUCAUUGACAGUUGUGAUGCCUGAUGGUUCAAUAGUGGUUACUCGCCCACGAGUCAGGAAAACCAGCGCUGGUUAUAACCUAAAUCAGCUCAUGAUCGGAAGUGAAGGAACAUUAGGAGUUAUUGUGGAAGCAACACUGAAACUCGCAGCUCUCCCUAAAGAAACCUCCAUAGCAGUCUGUGACUUUCCAGAUAUUCGAUCUGCUGCAAAUGUAGUAGCAGAUGUCGUUCGCUCAGGUCUCCAAAUUGGCGCCAUUGAAAUCCUUGACGAUGUUAUGAUGAAAUGUAUCAACCAUGCAAACCCUCGUAUCAGCCAACCGGAACGGCCGACGUUGUAUUUCAAAUUCAGUGGACAAUCUAAAGUACAAGUUGACAAUGAUGUCAAAUUUGUUAAUGAUAUUGCUAAGAAAUAUAGUGGUGGUAAAUUCAGGUUUGCUAAAAAUGAGAAGGAGAAGGCUGAUCUUUGGGAAGGCCGGAAGAAUGCCUUAUGGUCUACAGUAGCUAUGCAGCCAGAAAGAUCGGUCUGGACUACCGACGUAGUUGUGCCAGUGUCCAAGCUCCCCACACUCAUGGAGCAAACCCAAGCUGACUUGAAAACAUCCUUCUUAUUGGCACCCAUGGUGGGCCAUGCUGGCGAUGGCAAUUUCCAUCUGAUCAUUAUGUUCGACCCCAAAAUUCCAAAAGAAGUUGAAGAAGCUACUCGAAUCAACAACAAUGUGGUUGGGCGAGCUCUGCAGCUUGGCGGAUCGUGUACUGGAGAACAUGGAGUUGGCAUUGGUAAAAAGAAGUACCUCACAAAAGAACUUGGAGCAGAGACACUCAAAGUCAUGUGGCAGCUGAAAGAAACACUUGAUCCGUAUGGAAUAAUGAAUCCUGGUAAAGUGCUGCCUGGGUUGAAUGGUGAUGCUGAUCAUCACCACCAUUAA
Messenger RNA from Synchytrium microbalum, 1722 nucleotides. RefSeq lists its product as uncharacterized. The coding region runs from base 1 to 1722 and encodes 573 amino acids. The transcript is spliced from 13 exons. The record is from RefSeq and is a predicted model, not a curated record. Gene Ontology annotation, molecular function: D-lactate dehydrogenase (cytochrome) activity; D-lactate dehydrogenase (NAD+) activity; FAD binding. Gene Ontology annotation, biological process: lactate catabolic process. Gene Ontology annotation, cellular component: mitochondrion. NCBI's taxonomy places the organism in Eukaryota, Fungi, Chytridiomycota, Chytridiomycetes, Synchytriales, Synchytriaceae.